Messenger RNA from Naumovozyma dairenensis CBS 421, 1107 nucleotides. It is a transcript of the gene RRN9, whose product is annotated as Rrn9p. The record is from RefSeq and is a predicted model, not a curated record. Bases 1 to 1107 code for a protein of 368 amino acids. The transcript has a single exon. NCBI's taxonomy places the organism in Eukaryota, Fungi, Ascomycota, Saccharomycetes, Saccharomycetales, Saccharomycetaceae.
AUGACUGAAUCACAAUCUCCAGAUAUUGGAAAUGAACCUUCAACACAGUCACAAGGUAGUUUGCGCACUAUAAUGCAAUCAAAAAAGAUAGCCCAAGAGGAGAGAGAAUUGAUUCUUACCGCAAACGAUUUACUUGAUUCUUUAGAGCAUUCACAUAGAACUGACCUAACUCUACAUCUUUAUUCAUCUUUCCUUCUGAAACGGUUACUAACUAAAGCAAACCAAAAGAAAUAUCCGUAUGAGACGGAGCAAUUCAUAAAGACUCAAAUCAAAGAUAAUUGGGUUAGUUGGCCCAACGCAAAUACUGUGAUUGAUCCACAAUCAGAUAAAUUAUAUGAAGAUGGUAUAGAAGAACACACAAAUUUACAACCUGGAGAAGUUUCUCAUCAAGCUUUGUUGCAUUCCUCGAAUGCAUUGAAGUCUGAAUUGAAUGCAACUUGGGAACAAUGCUUGAGCAAAUCUGCGAAAGUAUCAGGCGCCAUUUUGGAUGUCGAUAAAUUGAAUAUACCUAAUCACAUUUCUAAUAGGAUUAUAGAUAAAUUGGAUGAUUUAUUUAUGAAUUUGCACGAUAAUGUUGCAAUUAAAAAUAAAUUACAAGUGAAACCAAAUAAACAUUCGGAAAAUCAUGAAAUACUAAUAUCGCAGACUGAAUCACUAAGGAAAAAACCGGUGAAAGCCAAUACCAGGAUAAGGUUAGAUUAUCUUGAUGUAAUUUCUACUGCGUCUUCCAUGGGAGAAGAUAUGAAAGAUAUUUACAUGAAAUCUUUGAAAUUGUAUAAUGAUAUUCCAAAUUCCUUUGAUAAAUCCAAAUUUAAAAUACCAAAACAUGUCUUAAAGAAAUAUAAGCUGAAGAAGAAUUCUGCAUCAGACGACUCUAAUGUUAAAAAAAUACUGAAAAAAUCUAACAGAAAUUUUGUAACUAUUAAGAAAUUAUUGAAAGAUAAAAGACUGAAUGCCACAGAUAAAUUAAAAUUCAAAGUAGAAAACGACCAAUACCUAGAGCAAAUGGACAACUUGAAAACUUUUUUACAAAUCCAAAGAAAUCAAUCUAAAGCUGAGGGUGAUACCUACGACGUAGAAGAUUGCCUGGUUCGCUUAAGACGCUAG